GUUUGAAGACAAAAGAUGCCUGAUCAGCACCGUACGACAGGCCUGAGCUCCUACAUCCUCCUCGUCCAGUAACAGUACGUUAAUGGUUGCAACUGGCUGCCCCAGCCUCCAUUACUGCCCUCGCAGACACAGCCUGAUGAUCAGCGGUGCCAUGGGAGCGGUGAGGGUCAACAGAUACAGCAUUGUUUCCACUGAUGAAGAUGCCUUAAAGAUAUCCAGCUUGGGUCUCCACAAUGGCCACAGUCCUCUGACUCAGCAGAACCUAUCAGGGGCGUGCAUUCGGGGUGAGGACGGAGGGGGAGAGUAUUUAGGAGGUGAAGAAGCUCAUGGGGCUUUGCCUUUGAGGAUGACCAACGAGCCAAUCAUCCACAGCAGCUGUCGCUCCUCACCUUUGUGUCGUCUGGACCUUGAUCUCAGCACCGGACGGCUGCGCAGCCGCUUCGUCAAGAAGAAUGGCCAAUGCAACGUGGUUUUCAACAACAUGGAGGGUAAAUCACGAAGAUACCUGGCUGAUAUUUUCACCACUUGUGUAGACAUACGCUGGCGUUACUUGCUGCUUAUCUUUACCGCCACCUUCCUUCUGUCCUGGCUGCUGUUUGCUUUCAUUUUCUGGGGAGUGGCUCUUGUUCAUGGAGACUUUGAGCUGCAGCUCCCUGUAGCAGAUGAGAAUCCUAGAAGUAAUCCAGAGGAGGCCAAAGAUAAAAGGCGUCCAUGCAUUCUCCACAUCCAGGGGUUCAUUGGGGCUUUCCUCUUCUCAAUAGAGACCCAGACCACUAUUGGAUAUGGCUUCCGUUGUGUCACCGAGGAAUGUCCGAUUGCUGUUGUGACAGUAGUAGUGCAGUCCAUUGUUGGCUGUAUAAUUGACUCUUUCAUGAUCGGCACCAUCAUGGCAAAGAUGGUUCGCCCUAAAAAGAGGGCGCAGACCUUGGUGUUCUCUCAUAACGCCGUCAUCGCUCUGCGAGAUGGUAAGCUGUGCCUCAUGUGGCGCCUGGGGAACAUGCGUAAGAGCCACAUUGUUGAAGCCCAUGUGCGUGCUCAGCUCAUCAAAGCGCAUGUGACGGCGGAGGGUGAGUACCUUCCCUUGGAGCAGACAGACAUCGACGUCGGCUAUGACGACGGACUAGAUCGGCUGUUUCUGGUGUCCCCGCUGGUUGUGGUCCACGAAAUCAACAAAAACAGUCCUCUGUAUAACCUGAGCCGCUGCGACCUGCAGAAGGAGGACUUUGAGAUUGUGGUCAUAUUGGAGGGGAUGGUGGAGGCGACAGCCAUGACUACACAGGCCAGAAGCUCCUACUUGGCCAGGGAGAUACUUUGGGGUCACCGCUUUGAGCCAGUGGUGUUUGAAAAGGGUGACCGCUACCAUGUGGACUAUUCUCGCUUCCAUAAGACUUACGAAGUGCCAUCUACACCUCACUGUAGUGCCAGAGAACUGAGCCAGAGGAAGGGCCACAGUGGUCACUUGUCCUCCUCCAGUUCAAGCUUCUCCCGAUCUCCGUCACUUUUCGCUCCGAGAGCAGCAAGACGUUUGCAGGGAUCUCACUCUCCCAGUGCUUUCUGCUAUGAGAAUGAAGUAGCUCUGUGCUGCGGAGACGACGCAGAUGAUGAGGAAGCAGAUAAGGACAUGGACAGCCUCAAAGCAGGAAGUAAAAGGGAGAUCAAAAUUAGAGAUGACAUUCACUUGGAUUUCAAAGGGGCAUUUGUGAAAGAGCAAACAGUGGAGAUGCUGUGUGUUCUGGACUCAGAAAACCAGAUCAGCCUGGAUAGACUCCAGCCGACUCUUCCUUUAUACAUCAGCAGAGAAUCGGGAGUUUAACCACAAUUUCUGCCUUUUUUGUUAUUGUCUGAUUCAACCAAAGUAUUGAACUGAUUGAAAUUCAAGAUAUAAGAUGCAUGAUGUGAGAAAGCGUUGUAUUUUUCUAGACCUGGAAUAAGUUUUGGCUCUAUAUAACAUUUACCAAUUUCAUUUAUAAAAUACAUGUAGAUGCCAGUCAGUGCUCCUUUACUUCUAAUUGUGGUGACCAAGUAUUUAUUUCCACAAAUGUAAAUGUAUUUCCUGAUCCGUUCAGUAUUAUUUGUGCUUGAUCUGUUUCACAAACCGAAUAUUUUUCUUGUCAAUUUGCAUUUUUUUUUUGUAAAUAUUUGCUUUUAUUAAUUUAUCUCAGAUCUUUUCAGAUCUUAGGGCAGAAUUUUAACUUAUUAUUUGCUAUAAUGGCAAGAAAGCACAAAAUCCUUUUCUAGAUUAUCUGCUUUUUAAAAUUCUGUCUUUAAUGCGACUAUUUGCGGAUCAAUCUACUUUGUUUCUAAGUGACCAAACGCAAAUAAGUUAUAUAGUGCAGAAAAAGAGACUUUAAAGUUAAACCUGUACGAAUGAAGAACAAGCACUUUAUUCUAUUGUUAUCAACAAAAACAAACAUUUUGUUUUGUUUUUGUUUGAUCAAAGCAUCCAUUAAACAGCAGUUUGUAAUGUUCCAGUUUUCUCUCUGCCUCUUUUUACCGUUGCCCUCUAGUUUUACUCAGGUGUUUACCUUCUGCUUAGUACAGUGGGUAGCACUGCUGCUUUGCAACCAGAAGGUUCCGGGUUUGAUUCCAGUCCUGAGUUUUUCUGCAUGGAGUCUGCAUGUUCUCCCUGUGCAUC
Molecule: messenger RNA, 2635 nt
Organism: Cyprinodon tularosa
Lineage: Eukaryota; Metazoa; Chordata; Actinopteri; Cyprinodontiformes; Cyprinodontidae
Product: ATP-sensitive inward rectifier potassium channel 12-like
Exons: 2
Coding region: 83-1813 (576 amino acids)
Biological process (GO): potassium ion import across plasma membrane; regulation of monoatomic ion transmembrane transport
Cellular component (GO): plasma membrane
Molecular function (GO): inward rectifier potassium channel activity
Source: RefSeq, a predicted model, not a curated record